CGCAGAGAAGGCCGAGUUCUAAAUUCCGAAGAGCCACAUUAUUGGUCUGUUUGCAGCAAAACGCUUUGAGAGAAAGAGAGAUUUGUGGCACCGCAGAGAACUGCGUUGCGCCACAGCGGAUCUCUUGGGCUGCAUUGACAAGAGAUGGAGGGUGCAAUCCUGCACUCACUUACAUGGGAGUAAGGCCAACUGAACUCAGUGGGGUUUACUCCAGAGUAGGCAAGUAUGGGACUUACACCGUCCCUCUUUCAGAAAUGAAACUAGACUCGCUCUCCCCCUCUGCCUGUGUGUAGUUCUAUGUGCCCGGGAACUAAUGCUUCAACAGGCAAGCGCCCCUUUCUCCUCCUUCGCCUCCUUCCCCUACUCGAAAAGGAGGCCGCGCGCGCGCCCAAAGAGUCAGGAAAGCCGCAAGGCGACGGUUGCGGCGCGCGAGCCGCUUGAGGAGGCUGAGUGAAAACUUCAAAGCGCUCCUUCUCCAGCUAUUUAAAUUACCGCUGCGCUUCUCGCUGGAUAUGUCCUCGAGCGGCCACCGUCCGCCGCCCUCCUCGUUCCCCGCGUUUCCCCCUUAGCCCGCCGCAGGCCAGUCCUCUCGCCGGCGCAUAGAAAUGACGUCGGGGCACGACUCAUCCCUCCGCCGGUGGAAAGGUGGCGCGGAGAAUUGACGGAGAGAAAGGCCACGCCUCUAGAACGUAGAGAGAAGCCGUGCCGGAUCAGACCAGCGGCCGGGCAAAGCAGGCGUCCCGUUCUCACGGUGGCCAACCAGGCGCCCGUGAGAAGCCUACAAGCAGGAGCGGAGCACAAGUGUUUCUAGGAGCAUUACUGCCUCCCACAGUGGAGACUACAAUUCCCAUCAUCCCUGACCACUGGUCCUGUUAGCUAGGGAUGGUGGGAGUUGUAGUGCCAAAAAACAUCUGGAGGGCCGAGUUUGCCUAUGCUUGAGCAAUAGGGAAACACGGGUGGGGAAAACACCAGACCGGGGCGAGGCGUGGAAUCAGGAGCGCCCGGGCGGAUGCCUAGACGUCUGCUAGUGGUGUGUACAAUUAAAACAGAGGCUGUUCUCUGCCUAACUUGCCGCGUUGGGAGAUGCCCAAAUUUCGAAUGGUGCAAGAAUGUGAAAGGGCUUGGGGUUGGUUUGGGAGCAUCAAUGGCUGGGAGCAGUGCCGAAUUUACGUGUAAGCUAAACAAGCUAUAGCUUAGGACCGCACUCUCUUGGGGACCCCCAAAAAAUUAAAGGGAAAAAACUGGAUGUACAUUUCCAAAAUAUAAGAUAAAAAAAACAUAAAAUAAAGCCUACAUACAGCAACGGUGGCAAAUGGCUUUAGAUACCUAUUAGGUCCAUAAAUUGCCAUAUAGCAUAUAUUCAACACAAAAAACAGCAAAAAAAUUGUUGUUGACAAAGGACAGCUGGACAUAUAAAGGGCCCCAUUAUCAUCAUUAGCUUAGGGCCUCAUCAAACCUAAAUCUGGCCCUGGCUGGGAGUCAUGAUGGAUAUGUUCUCCCAACAUGAGAGGCAGUACGCUGCUAAAUGCCAGUUGUUGGGGGAGAACAGUAGGAGAGUACUGUGGGAAACAGGAUGCUGGACCAUAUGGGUAUAGUUUUUUGGAAGUGAAGCGGCAGGGAGUUCUCUCUGUCUAUGCAGCUCUCAACUCUUUAGGGAAGACUGACAGAUGGAAGUUUAGGAUCAGUGCUUUCUGUCUCCUAGAUGGACUACCUUCCUGGGCUGAUGAGCCGGAUCUGCCUCUCACUUCCCUCUACAGGACAUGUAGAAACCGCCUUCUUGGCUGUUGGACCUACUAUUGGUCUCAUCGGUUCAAUGUGCCUUUCUUCGCACACAGGCAAAGUCCCUAACUCCCCAAGAGUUUGAGACCGAUCGGCUACCCUCACCUGGUUUAGCUGGCCAGUCAAAGCCGUAGCUGUUCCUGGGGUAUGGCUGCUGUUGCAUGCUGACAGCUUCUAGUAGCUACAGGUGAGAGCUGAGUGCAGGGUGGGGACCAAAAGUGGACAGACUGCCCCAGAAGAAGCAUGUCCCCCACCAGAGGUACUACCCCUCUAAAACCCCAUACACCCUGGAGGUUAUGAUACAGGUUUAAUAAAUGAAUAAGACUAUCUGCACAUUAGGAAAUUUGAAUCACACAUAUCUAAUCUUACAGCUUCUGUGGCAGCACACUUUCCCCCUGGGGACUUACAACAGCAUCAAAAUAACCACAUAUUUUAAAGUUAUCCAUUCAAUGUAAGCCUGAAAAUGUCAUUUUAUUAAUUGGACAUCUAGGGUUCACCCUAAACUUGGCCCUCCAGCUGUUUUGGGACUACAAUUCCCAUCACCCUGACCACUGGUCCUGUUAGCUAGGAAUGAUGGGAGUUGUAGUCCCAAAACAGCUGGAGGGCCAAGUUUGGCCAUCACUGCCCUAGGCCAAAGAAUUCCAGGCCAAGCCCAACAUUUCUGUCAGGUCUUUCUGCUAGUCUUAAUAUAGCAUAGUGGCUACCAGGUCCUGGUUGCUUAUAAUGGUUAUCAGAUCACCCCAUCUGGAUUAUUUUUAUUUUUCAUUUAUUAAAUUUGUAUACUGCCCUUCACCUGAAGAUUACAGGGCAGUUCACAACAUAAAAAUACAAAAUGAGAACACAAAAUACUUAAGACAAAAACAAACCAAUAAACCCCUCCCACAAAAACAUUUAAAAAGCCAUAGAAUGCUUUGUCGACCAAAGGCUGAUGGAACAAUGACCUGGUUCUGUAUAAGGCAGCUUCCUAUGUUCCAAAUGUGGAAGGCAGCAGGGAUGCCCACAUAUGCUCCACUACAAUCAGGAACACUGAUAACACACGGUCCCUGAUUGUGCAAGAUAAUUCAAUUCACAUUCAAUUUAAAGUCAAUGAAAGCUCCUUGCAGAUCUUCCCCUCACAACUUGGGAUGGUCUGUUACCGGCUGGGUUGGGAGGAAACAUAUGAGGAUGUUGUGUGCAAUAUGGGAAGGUCACUGACAAAGUGGGUUUGCCAAUGCACAUGGGUAAAUUGAAAGGUGGGGCUCAUACUAAAACAUGCCUUAUUAGAAGUCACAAAGUUUGGUGAUGCAAGACUUUGUUAUAAACAAUGUAUAGUAAUCCCAUGAGGCAAGUUGACCUGUUUUAAGUGCUCAGGGAUUACACCUGCAAGUCACCAAACUUCCAUUUUUUCCAGUAAACAAUAUUUGGCUUUGCAUCAUACAGAUAAUAUCAGAUCAGGACAUAAGGCAGUCCCUGAAGUCUGUGAGUGUUCCAGCUAUAUAAUACUGUUAGAAAUCCGCUCUUGGCCUGUCGGGCUGCAUUGCUGACGUAAGAGCUUUGGGUUGAAAGCAAAUGGAAUAGAUUUCAUCUGACAAAUCCCUAAGGGUGAGUGGAAAAAGGAAACUACGUUGCUGUAAGCCUUCAAAUUAUUAUUCACUAUCCGUUUGUUAUCAAGGAAGGAAUAACAGAGGCUCAAGACAGCGGGAGUUUGAAGUUAGGCCUUUGCGGAUAUUAAAGAUCCUAUCUAGACAGUAUUAUAAAUCAUAGCUUGGACUGUGUUUAUGGGACUUGGCUGGUGUUGGAACAUCAGCCUUUGUGAAAGUAAUAUCAAACUGUUCUCUUUAAACUAAACCCACCAUAUUCAGAGUCAGACUAUGGUAAAAACCCAUUAAGCACUGCCAUGUUCGUGAUCAACACCCUCAUUGUUAUCAAAUAAGGCAAAUUCGGCCAGUUCCUAUGCACACUUAAACCUAUUUCAAUAAGACCUACUUAUAAGCGUGGAUAGGAUUGCAGCUUUAAACAGAAGAUGAAAAAAUAAUGGUAAUAUUCAUCCUUCAAGUCAGAAGUAACAACAAACAGCUUCCAGACAUCUGGGAUUGGGGACCAGGCUUAUAGGUGCGAAGGUGUGACUCCCGGGCUGCAUUGAGUCCGGCAUCUCUGAACUUUCUAGAAAUUGCCCACUGUGAAAGACAGGUGUGAGAAAAGGAACUGCCUUGAGUCAGACUUAGCACAGUAUUCCCUACUAAGACUGGGAGUUACUUUUCAGGUCUUCCAGCUCUGUACCUGAGACCCUUUCCAUAACAGAUGUCAGGAAUUAAGCUUUUCCUACUAUUGAGCUAUUGCCCUUCUUCUAGACGUGAUAGUUAUUAAAUUAGCCCCAUCCUUUUUCAGUUAUGCUCUUCUGUGGUCAAAACAAAACCCGACAGUGAUUAAGCCAAAGAAAUAAUGCAUAUAAGAGAUAAGGAAAUCCUGAAUGGGUCAGCCAGCCCAUCUUGUAGCCAGAGUAGCAUUGUCGGAAUUUAAUUUGUUUUUAGUAAUUGGGUUAGUACAAAAUGUUACUUAUUAGAGUUUUCUCUCCCAUAUGUUUCUUGUUUUUGAUUUUAUUUCUUCAUGCUAACAGGAAAAGUCCUUAAUUCUUUACUCAUGACAUCAAAAUGAAAACCAUUGUUCCAUCAUAAACACACACACAAAUCCAUGACCUCAUUUCAUGGAGCAGGAUCAAAGGACAGUGACAAGGUAAUAUUCUAGAGUAAGGUAAGCUUAAAUAAUUAAGAAGAAUACUAGAAAGGAAAUGUAAUUACUUUAAUUAAUUUAGUUAUGCGCCAAGUUUUAGUAAAAAAAUGAUUUUUUAAAAAAUAGUAACGUUCAUGUUCCCGGGGCUGGUUAUAUUUGCACGUGACUUUUCGCUGCAGUGUCAACACGCUGUCAGACUUUUCAUCUUGUAAUGAAUGAUCUCUUCAACUCCAGUAAAAUGGCGAUGGUUGAAAGUUUCUACAAACACAAAAGAGGUUUUCCCAGACAAACAAAGAAACAAAAGGAGUGGGACCCUAGGGAUAAAAAUGAAAAAAAAAAAUAGAAUGGGGAAAAAUUGAAUGUGCAAAUGAUGUUUUUAGUCAUCCAAAUAUAUUAAGUGCGCAUUUCAAGAUUAUCAAAUCAAUUCAUAGAAUCAUAGAGUUGGAAGGAACGAACCAUGUAACUUUUUGUAAUUAUUAUCUAGAUUUGUAUUCCAUCUUUUGUCAUUUAUAGCAAUGUCUGUAAUUUCCAAAAUAUCAUGAACAAUUAAAAAUAUACACAACUUAAAGCAAUAAAAAAGAAACAGAAUGGUCUAAAAAUACUGAAAAUGUGGCCUCACUGGUUCACCCCAAAUUCUUGGAAGAAUAAGGAUGUUUUUACUUGAUGGUAGAAACUCAUCAUGGUCUCCACCAUUUGAGCUUCCAGGGUAGGAUGUUACAUAGUCGGGGAGCCACAACAGAAAACGUUUUUGAAUGCACCACUGGUUGCUCAGACUGUGGGCACAUUACCAUUGACUCAGGCUCCAGUGCAUUCCCAUCACUGGUACACAUACAGUUGCUCUUCUCUUGAAGCAUCAGAUCCACAGCUUGAGGGUUCUUUCUCAACCCAGCCCUGUUCCUGGAUACCUAGGCAGCAACAGUGACCAGGAUGACCUUUGACCUUUUUAUCUUUUAUGCCACUUGCACCCUUUCCUGGAAAAACCAGACCUGGCCUCAAUUUCUCCUGCUCUAAUCACUUUCACAUUAGAUUUCUGUAAUGUAAUGCACUGCCCUUGAAGAUAGUCUGGAAGCUUCAGUGUGCAGAAUGUGGAUGACAGGCUUGUCUGGAGUUGGUAGAUCAGAUAACAGAAUCAUAGAAUUGUAGAGUUGGAAGGGACCCUGAGGAUCAUCUAGUCCAAUCCCCUGCAAUGCAGGAAUAUGCAGCUGUCCCAUACGGGGAUCGAACCUGCAAACUUGGCGUUAUCAGCCCUACACUCUAACCCACAGAGCUGUGCACAGAUCAGAUCACACCAAUCCUUUAUCAGCCAAGUGGAUGCUAAUUUGAUAGACAGACAUAACUUGGACCAAGUAUAUCUCAAGUAUUACCUCUCCCUUUAAGAGCUAGAGAGUGGCCAUGGUGCAGCCUCCCAAGAAAAUUUAUUUUAUCUAGACAAGAAGCAAAUACUGUUUUAUUUCAGGGAGCUAUUUUGGGAUCUCCUCCAUUUUAAGGAUUUUACUGCUACUGCUGCUUUUAGCCUUGUUGCAAACUUUGUAAAAGUUGCUUUAUUGUUUUUAGCCUUGUUGCAAAUCAUUGUAAUAGUUGCUUUAUUGUUUGUAAACUGCCUCGAAUAUAUUUUAUACUGAAAGGAAGGAUAGAAAAAGGAUGUUCGCUCUGUGUAGGAAGCUCUCUGUCUCUUAAUUUAACCAUGUUGGCUGAUCUCAAGAAACUAUGAACAAUCUUAAUAAACUCAAAGAUUAGUUGUAGCACUUAUAGAGUGAAGAAGAAAGCAUUAAUUUGAAAAAGCUGUUGCAACAACAGAAAAGGCACACACAAAUCUUGCUUAAAAAGCCAUUUAUCUCUAAUAUUAUGUAAAGGAACCAAACCAUAAUUUACGAGGCAGCUAAAUCACCUCAAGCCUUCUUAAACAUGAAUUGCAUGAAAAAGCUCAGAGCACAAUUGGUUGCUGUUAUGUUCACCCCACUUCUCUGAGUGAUGAAAAGUUCUGAGGGCACAGCACACACCUGAAUUUGGUUUCCUUUGCAUGAAGGUUACUUGAGACUUAGGGUGUUUUGUAAUGUUUGAGUUUAUUUAAAAUUAUGCCGACUGAACAAAGAUAUCCAUGAAAGCAACAGUGAAGCAGAAAAUGAGAUGCUCUGUUAAAUUACAAAUGAAUCAUUUAUUCUAUAUUUCUUCCAUCAUGGAGCUCAAGGCAGCAUAUAUGUGGUUUCAGGUACUCACCCACCCUAGCACUGACCCAGAUCCAGACCUCAUCAGUUUUAGAAAGACGGUGGCCUCAUGUGUCCUCAGACUAUACCUUGAGACCCUGAGAGGUUUGUGCUUUUUCCUUCAAAGAUAAUAAAAUAAUAAAUACAAGACAAAGGAAAUGAAUAUGUAGAGACUGUUCCGUGCCCCACAUUUGCUAUUUCAAUAUUAUUAUUCUGUUGUGCACAGCCCCACCUCCUGGUUCAAAAGCAAAAAAAUGAGUGAAAGAUUGCUCCCCCAACCUUCAAACUUAUUGCUCUAUUUAAAGGAAGUCUAUGAAGAGUAUUGUUACAAGCCACCACAACCUCCACAACAGUGUUAGAUUCCAGGGGUCCAGGCACUUACCCAGGAUUCGUGUUUCCUUUGGAAAUGAGGCACAGCGGAGACUAUGGUGUCUUUAAGAUAAUAAGGUUUAUUUACACUUAUAUACAACCUGAGCCUGCCAUGGAGGGGUUCAGAGCACUGCCGCUGCCCCCGCCACCCAUAGACGUAGUCCUGGAUUCAAAUAAAAAAUAGACAUCCUCAAAAACAUGGCCCUCUCUUCAGCUUGCUGACUUUUAGAAACUGCCACAAAACUCCAUCCUAAAUUACCCUUUGUCUUUCUAACUAACUGACCAUUGAGGGAGGGGGCCCCCUUCCCACUUGCCCUCUGGCACACAGCCACUCCUUUUGAGGCCACCUGAGCUUCAAGCGACAGCAAAGGAUUCAGGAGUACCCCCAAGUUACAUGCCCGCUCCUUCAGGGAAGGAAUGGAAACCCUAGCGAGGGCAGAUUAAUGUUGCCAUGUACUGCAGUAAAUAUUUUUAAUUAUAUUCAGUGCUUUUUUUCUGGGGGGAUGAAGGAGUAGCAUACCCCUAAACAUUUUGUGAAUCUUUGUACUUUUGUCCGUUUACUGUAUUUAAUUUUCCCUAUAAAAUGGUGAUUUUCUUGAGUCAAAAUGAGAGUACCCCUAGACAUUUUUUACAGGAAAAAGCACUGACUAUAUUACAUCCAGCCAAACCUAGACAGCAUCUUAAAAAGCAGAGACAUCACCUUGCCAACAAAGGUCCGUAUAGUUAAAGCUAUGGUUUUCCCAGUAGUGAUGUAUGGAAGUGAUAGCUGGACUAUAAAGAAGGCUGAUGGCCAAAGAAUUGAUGCUUUUGAAUUAUGGUGCUGGAGGAGACUCAAGAGUCUCAAGAGGACUCUCAAGAGUCCCAUGGACUGCAAGAAGAUAAAACCUCUCAAUUCUGAAGGAAAUCAGCCCUGAGUGCUCACUGGAAGGACAGAUCCUGAAGCUGAGGCUCCAAUACUUUGGCCACCUCAUGAGAAGAGAAGACUCCCUGGAAAAGACCCUGAUGUUGGGAAAGAUGGAGGGCACAAGGAGAAGGGGACGAGAUGGUUGGACAGUGUUCUCGAAGCUACAAACAUGAGUUUGACCAAACUGUGGGAGGCAGUGGAAGACAGGAGUGCCUGGCGUGCUCUGGUCCAUGGGGUCAUGAAGAGUCGGACACGACUAAACGACUAAACAACAACAUUACAUCCAGCCAAACUGAAAUGCUUCUCAUUCCCAUCGAAUUCUUCGGGAGAGUAAAACUAAAGUUUGCAGUCCUGUGCGUGCCUUAUUUUGUGACAUGUAUAGGAUCGCACUGGAAGAUCGGCAGGUGUAUCAUGCCGUAUAUUUCACAGAGGGGGUGCCGACGGAGGCUGGUCUAUGAGGGCAUAUGGGGCACCGCCCCACCACCCUCUUGUCUGUCUGCGGCGACAGAAACGCCUGAAGGGAGGAGCAGGAGGAGGUUGGUGGCGGUGCACGGCUUUCGACGCGGAGGAGUUUAAGGCUGUGGGGGAAAAAGGCUCUGCCCCGCGGAGCCUUGUGGCUGUGGGGUGACCCACCCGGGUAUGCAACGCAGCAGAGUGCGGACGAGAGGGGGACCCCCCGCACGUGACCCCCUGGCAGUCCAGUUCCGAGCGCAAAAGCGACCGAACGCCGCCGCGCGCCCCUUAAGCCGCCCGCGCCCCCGAAGCCAAGCAAUUCGCGUUCCAGCGCCGCAGCCCGCUCGCCGAUUGGCUCCUCGGAGCGAGGGCGUGGCCGCGGCGUGGCAGGAUGUCACGUGGGCGUUGCGCUGCAAAAGCGGGGCGUGCGGGAGCGGCGGCCACCUUGAGGGCAGCGCUUCGCGACGGGGCAUCAUGCCGUACGUCCUCAUCAGUACUCAGAUCCGCAUGGUGAGCAGCUCGGGGAGAGCUCUAGGUGGGCUUGCCGGGAUGGUGCUGAGCAGGAGCCCGUCGGUGCCCAUGCCCAGGAAGGCGAGGGGCGGCCCCGAAUGAGUUGCUGCCCGCCCGUGUCCGCUUGCAGAGGGGGACUGGGGCGCGGGACAGAGUUGAUCCCAUUUGCCUUGCAGGAGGUGCCGCUGCUUCCAGGCUAUAAUACGUCCCUGCAUUAAAUAGCGGCCGGCCCUUGUUUCUCGCUUUGGCCUCUGAGCGUGCAUAAGUAUUUUCGGAUCCCGAUGGGGCUGCCUCUUUCUGUGCCUGUGCUGGUGGCGGUGUGAUUGGCAAACCCCCCCCAGGGUGGCUUUGUGAUCUCGGCAUGGAUCGAAACAUACCUGGCUGUUUCCUGGUUUCCUUCCUUUUUCAGGGAUGCCACCUGCUAAAGUGUCCAGGUAACUUAGUGCAGCAGUUCUCAACGGAUGCUCGACAGGUGGCUUCUUCCGCUGAGCGAUGGUCCCGAGGGUGGUCUGUCUGUUAGCGUGAACCUACUGUGGAUAUAUCUCAGUGUAUCAGACGGGCGCCAAGUUUGCCUUUUUGAUGCUAAAAGUUGCUGUUAUUCAGGCUGAGGAAGCAACCAGUGAUUCUGUAGAAUAGUUGCGUGAUAAGACAGUUUGCAUGUCCUAGAUUACAAACUGAUAGCGCUUACUUUUUGUCUCCUUGACAAAAAUAACGGACUGAAGUCCAAUACUGUAUGUUAUAGCUUUGCAUGACAAGCAGCUUGAGUCUGAUGUAAAUUUAGACAAUGCUGCCAGAAGUUCUGUUACAUGUGAAUGACUAAUAACUGCUUAUUUAUGUAGAAGAUUUUAGUAUUCAAAUCAAUUUACAUAUUGGUACAUUAUUGUUGUAAUUCUUAUGACAGCUCCACAAGUUAGGGCAGUUUUAUUACUCGCAUAUUGUAGAUGGGAGGCUGCGGCUCAAAGAAAGUGGUUAGGUUAAUAUUAUCUAUUUUCAUGCCUGAGGUAAGAUUUGAACCAAGGAAUUCCUGAUUCCUAUAUUAGACUGUUAGCUACUGCACUGUACUAGCUCAUCCUACAAAAAAUGGUAGAAGGCUACUAUUUUGUAUAUUGUACCUUUUCUCCUAGGAGUUCAAAACAGCAUAUAUAGUCUCCUUCUUUCUAUCCUCAAAACAGACCUGUGAGAGGGGCAUAUAUAUGUAUGUACAGUAUGUGUAUGUGCAGGCAUGUAAGUAUGUAUGUAUAUAUGUAUUUAUGUGUUUGGUGGUUUGUAUGUGUAUGUGUAUAUGCCUAGAUGGAACCAAAUGAGCACAUUUAAAGCUGCUUGAUGCAUUAUAUUUUAUCUGCACACUUAAAAAUGUAAUGUGACGCAAACCCCAGGGAAAGGACCAGAGCUAAGUAGUAAUGCUUAUGCUUUGCAUACAGAAGGUUGGGAAACACUCUGAAAUUGCAUACCCUGUGAAUAUUAUUUCAGCACUGCUCAGUCUGUAAAUUACAGUGGAAAGAUUCCAUGCCAUGGUAACUCCCAUUGUUUGCAACUUGUGUACAUAAUGCAGAUUAGGCAUAUCUUCACUCACUCUUUCCCAUAAUUUAGGCUGGAAUCCUAAACACAUCUGAGAUCAUGCAUCGUUAAACUUACUUCUGAGUGGAUAUUUAUUGGAUUGUACUGGGCAUGGAAGGGACGAGGCUAGGCAUGGAAGCCGCAUCUCCUAGCCAACUGAAAAUGUCACUUGGCCUUUGCUGAGCACUGCCCCCACACAUUCCAAUUUAUUUUUGCCCAUAAGGACUAGAAGCUUGAGCCAAGGGAAAGGAAAGGAAAACUGUAAAGCUGAAUUUCUGGUCCCCUUUUGUACUCUAUGCUUUUGUGGAAUCUCAGAAUACCAACAGCUUUGUAUGUGGUGGCAGCUUUGUAUAUGGUGGCACAUAUACCAGUUCUUUUCUGCUUUACUAAGCACGCAUGCCUGGAGCCACCCCUUACUCCUAGGUUUGGCUCUGCUGCUACACCAGUUCCCUCAACCUGCAGAAAGCUUAUGUAGUGAUUAAACUGUGACCAGUCUUGGUUGAGCGGUCGCUCUGAUUUUCUUAUAGGGUGGUUGUAUGACUAUGAGCAUUCAUCUUGAUUUGCUUGCCUUCCCAUUAUUCAGUCAUUUAUCCUACAUUUCCCAGUGCAUUUCCAUGUCACUUUUUGAGCUGCAAAAAGUGUGUUAAGUGAAUUUGUUGCAUUGCACCAACCUAAAUCUCUGAUACAUGUUUUAAUAAUAAUAAUAAUAAUAAUAAUAAUAAUAAUAAAAAAUACUACCCCACCCAUCUGACUGGGUUUCCCCAGCCACUCUUGGGUGGCUUCCAGCACAUAUAAAAACAUAAUAAAACAUCAAACAUUAAAAACCUCCUGGUACAGGGAAAUCCCUUCUGCAAAAUAGUGACUGCUGGGAAGCACUUUGAGUCUAGCUUUUUUAAUGUGUUAUUUCUCAACCUGAGUGACUUCGGGCAAAGGGGGGCAGGAACUGUGCAGAUGUAUUGCUCUGUUCUUGCUGGGUAGAGACUCUAGCAGAGUCCCAUUAUAUUCAUUGCAGGGGCCUCUGUCUGCCAGCCAGAGUAUCAAGCUGCAUGGGCUAGGUGUAUUGAAUGUUAGCAAAGGAAAGAAAUGGAGUUACAAAACAACUGGAAACUGAGUGAAGAGUGGCAAAGGGCAACGUGGAAGAAACUUCCAGUCAUUUUUAUCUGUAAACACAAAGGCAGUGUGUUGCAGUGCAUAGUGAAUCAAAUGGGGUUGCACAAUCGUGCUUUAAAAAUCGAAUAAAACUUAAAAAUUCCAGUUCCUCUCUGAUACACAAAUGGAUACUCUUGCCCUCAUUUGUUAUGAAAAGCUCUAUCAAGUUUCACCUUUGCUCCCUUGUGUCUCUGUGUGGUACACUCUACAUUGCAGCACAUUAAAAAAAGAAGUUUUUAAGAAAUCUGUAGUGGAUCAUGUCGGAUAACCAGCCUCAAAUAACCUACAUGCUUAGGUCUAAUUUAUGCGUGAAGGGAUUAAGACCAUAGAGUAAGCUGUCUUGCAAGGCUUAGCCCACCUUGGGCGGGACUAGGUAAUCAAGACUUCGUUUCUGUCAGCCUACCUUGGUUGCUCGAAGCUCAGACCACAUGACUCUAACAAGCCUUUCUUGAAUUCCUAUACAAAUAAUUUAGGAACUUUUACCACUGUAACUAAGUCAGGUUUACUGCCUGCAACUUCUUCUGAAUGCUGUGUGGAAAAGCACAUGAAUAUGACCUUUGCAGAGUUUGUAAGUAAACCAUUUUUAACUGACCAAAUGUGUGGUCUUUUUCUAUGAUGAGGAAGAAGGGUUUUUUUGGAAUUUACAGGGGGAUAAUUUAAAGGUCUACCAGCCUAUGCUUCCAUGCUUUACUUUGCUGCAUAUUUUGUGAUGUGAAAACUCUGCUGGGGUUCUCUCACCAAGGAGUACUUGCCCCAGACUUGGAUCUUGGCAUCUAGAAAUUCUCCUUUUUUUACCUACAGUAUUUUCCCCUUGCCACCAACAUAUCACACAUUUGCUUAAGCAAUAAACACCACAAUCCUACUGUUUACUCACAAGUAAGUUGAGUUCAGGGUGACUUGCUCCCAAAUGAAUUUGUUUAGGAUUACACCCUCAGUAUGAAUAAAUUCUAGCUUUCUAUAGGAGUCUGACAUUUUUUUAUUUGCAAUGCAUAUUUUGUAGGAAAUGAAAGGGGAGCAAAUUUUGAGAAGCUUUAGAACACUGACUAGACCAUUAACUAAUAUGAAUAAAGAGGGGGGGGGAACCAUAGGGUGACAACAUUUUGUUGUCUGCCUACAGCCGUUUCAAACAAUGCAAGUUUCUCUUUCCCAAAUACAGUCCAGGGAUGUACAAAGCUUAUUCACCAGUUCCUGCAGCACUCGGUCCCUUUACUCAAAGGGCUUAUGAAGCUGGAAUGCCAAGUCAUUUCCUGGACAAAUUGGCCAGGAAACGCUGUUGCACUGAAUAUGUUUUCUGCUGGACAAGAGGGUUUGCGAGGUCAUUUGGCUAUGGCGUGCUCUUGUAGACAUUGCUCUGCAGUGCAUGCCACAGUGAGCGUGAAAGAGCUCCUUCGUGGUUUCUGAAUAAGCUGUGGCAGUUGCACUGUUUUCUUCUUUCCCUUUCCUGAACCGUGGUCUGGUCACACAGUGGACCCUUUUAGCGUUGCAGCCUCUUUGUCGCACAGCCAUUGUGGGUUCCCUUUGCUGUUUGGCAAGCAUCUUGACCUUUGGGGUAAAAGUUGCUUCUUAGCAUAUUUUGAGACUCCAUGCUCUGAACAUUUUAAAGCAGUAUAUUUGCAAAGUGGCUCCUUUGAGAUCUAAGUAAGAUUUUGCAAGCAUUCAAAUGGUUCACCUUUAGCUUGUGGUGAGUAGGAAGUGGCUCCAGGCAAUUAGUCAAAGCUGCUGCUGCUGCUUCUUCUUCUUCUUCUUCUUCUUCUUCAGUGGAAAAGAAGUGGAAGUGCUCUCCGCCUCUCUCCUUGCUCCCCUUAUAGGUUGAUAUGACUUGUAAGUUUGGGCAGGCAGGCUAGGAAAAAGUGUGGCUAGUGAUCUUGGUUGCAGCUAAGGCUUGUUCAGCGUCCUAAGUGCCUCUAAGUAGCGUAACUGUUUAAACAGUUAUUCUUCUAACCCUUCACUGCGUUUCUCUUCUCUCUAGUUAAUCUGAAUUUAAGCAUAAUAACUAACUUGGCAGGAUAAACGAUGCAUAUGGAAAUCCUGGUGUCCCUUGUUCAGCCUGCAGGAGGAGCUCUAGCAGAAUGUUUCUCGUUUUGCAUUCCUGCUGUAUCCACCUUCCUGGGCCAUGCAUAGAAGUCUCUGAGUCGCUAUAAAUAAUAUCAUCAUUGGAAUAAGGAAAAAAUAAGAGUAAUCACUCAAUAUCAGGAUGGCCACAAGUUCCUGACCCUUGGAUUAGAUGGAUUAGACACUCUUGCUAGAUGGACUGAAUGAAUGCCCUGAUCCCAGUAUGAUUUUCAGUAAUGAAACCGGGUAUUUCUCCCUGCAGGAGGUUGGGCCCACCAUGGUUGGGGAUGAGCACUCUGACCCAAACCUGAUGCAUUACCUUGGGGCCACGAAAAGAAACAUGCUGGGGAACCAUUUGUAAGUAUUUCUGUGGGUAUUUGAUCUCCCAUCUUUUUGCUUCUCCAUCCUUUGGUUAACCAGUCAGAGAUUUUGAGAGUAUAACGUGACUGUCGCCUUUUGAUUUUGCAUGUGCACUGCAAAUUCAAUACUUAUGGGCAAUUCAAAUGUCCUUGUGUUCAUCACAGGAUGCCUGCAGUAUCAAAUAGCGCCUUGCAUGUGUGAAUAGGCCAUCACAGCUACAGCACUGCAGGCAAGAUGUUUCUAUCACCUCUCAAACUGGAGGUUUUUCAGUGGAUUUCGUUCCACACAUCCAGUUGCUAGUCUAAAUGAAACAAAAAUAAAGUAACAAGUGUAGAUAAGCCAAGUGAAUAUGAGAACCAGACUUCAGUUUAGUUUUUAGGCAAUACUGAGUUCAAUAGACGAGUGGUUUGACCCGUACAGUGUAAGGCAGUUUUUUAUAUGUUCAUAUGUGAAUUGGAAUCUAAAAUUUGGAGGCACAGUGAAAAGUCCAUUACCAACUCAGUGUCUGCAUUCUAUGUCAACAUGUGGAGGGCACCAUGUUGGCUACCCCUGAUCUAAGUGGUUAAAAACAUUUCCUCACACACUGCAUCUAUGGCCAAACCGUGCCCUGCUGGUCACCUUCAUCAUUCAGCUCUGUGAAAACUAUGUGUAUUCUUUAGGAUGGAUGGAACACUCCACCCUGCUGCCAAGAUGUUUCCUGGACUUCAGUCCAAAGUAAAUGAAAAGAGUCCUCUUCAGGCCUAGCUGGAUCCACCCCUUCCAUCUCAUCCCCUGCUGGCCCUGCCUCUGCUAUCCAUGCAUUAGGGAGGGGAAAAUCUGAAGCAAGAAGCCUGCUGUAUACUUGUACACUCGCAGGUCAGGCUCCCUGCUUUAGACCUUUCCACUCAAUGCAUGGGCAAUGGGGUUGUGACCAGCAAGUGUGGCCCCACUCUUCCUCUCAUGCAGUAAACAUUGUGUGAGGGCUUAAUGCCAGAGUAGGGUUGGAACAACAGUAAAAAAAUAAAAUAAAAAUGAAGGCCCAUUCAUGCUGAUAAAUUUCAGGAGGAGUGUUCCAGCCACUGUCCCUUGCAGGACUUUCAUCUUGCUUCAGCCCCUAAAUAUAUAGGAAGCUGCCUUGCACUGAGUCAGACCAUUGGUCCAUCUAGCUCUAAAUUCCUGCACUGACUGGCAGCAGCUCUCCAGGAUUUCAGGUGGAGCUCUCUCCCAGACCUACCUGGAGAUGCCAGGGAUUGGACCUGGGACCUUCCGCAUGCAGGGUAAAUGUUUUACCACUUCCUCAUCAUUAGUUCAACUUCUGCCUUGUGCAUUUUCCCCUUCCUGUCCUCAGUCUGUUUUCAGUCUGGUGUUCCUUUGACACUCUCUCAAGUAUGUCUGAAGCCCUUUUCAGGUGUUAUAAUCUCCCCCACAAGUAGUAUUGUGUGAUGAAGAGCACCCAAAGCUUUGGCCCACCAUCACUGUUAAUGUCGCCCUCCAAUGCUGGAGAGUGAACUUUUGAAGCAGGAAGCCUCCUAUACUUGUGGAAGGUCCCCACACAAUACAGAACCCUGUAAUUACGAUUUAAACACACAGUUUUGAAGGUGAUACUUUAUUGUUUCAUAACUAUAAGGUGAGACUGAAAAUCUCUUGAAACAAACAAGUAUUUCAGAUUUGAAGAAAAAGAAAAUUAAGGAACAUUUUUCUCCCACAUGAAUAUUUACCUCAGAGAUAAGAACUAAGAAAUGGUGAAGAAGAACUAGCAUCCCCCCCUUGUCAUUUAUAAUCAUGCCCUUCUUAAAACCACAAUGCACUCUUAAUGAUGUUUUCUGCUCUUUCCCUUCUCAUUGUCGUAUUCCCUGAUCGUACAGUUUAUACUUGAAAGCAACUAUUUUACUAGUAGAGAAAAAGCGAUUUAAUGUGUAAAAUUGCAUUGCUGGAAAAUGGCAUUUGUUGGAAGCACCAGCUUGUCUUGAGAGGCCCCCUAGAAUUCUGAUCAGCUGCCUUCCUGCAAGUGCCUUCAAGAAGGAGUGAGGACCUUUAAGCCUUGGGUGAUGAGUGUGGCCCUCGAGGCCUCAUUUUGACCCUUGAGACUGUCCCUAGGCCAAGCCCCCUCCAGGUGUGUGCAUGUGGGGGAAAACAACCCUCUGGCUUUUGUGUGGACGGAAUGUAGCUUCAUGUCGAAAGGUAACAGGGAGAAAUGUAAAGUAUUGCACUUGGGCAAAAAAAAUGAGAGGCACAAAUACAAGAUGGGUGACACCUGGCUUGAGAGCAGUACAUGUGAAAAGGAUCUAGGAGUCUUGGUUGACCACAAACUUGACAUGAGCCAACAGUGUGACGCGGCAGCUAAAAAAGCCAAUGCAAUUCUGGGCUGCAUCAAUAGGAGUAUAGCAUCUAGAUCAAGGGAAGUAAUAGUGCCACUGUAUUCUGCUCUGGUCAGACCUCACCUGGAGUACUGUGUCCAGUUCUGGGCACCAAAGUUCAAGAAGGACACUGACAAACUGGAACGUGUCCAGAGGAGGCCAACCAAAAUGGUCAAAGGCCUGGAAACGAUGCCUUAUGAGGAACGGCUAAGGGAGCUGGGCAUGUUUAGCCUGGAGAAGAGGAGGUUAAGGAGUGAUAUGAUAGCCAUGUUCAAAUAUAUAAAAGGAUGUCACAUAGAGGAGGGAGAAAGGUUGUUUUCUGCUGCUCCAGAGAAGCGGACACGGAGCAAUGGAUCCAAACUACAAGAAAGAAGAUUCCACCUAAACAUUAGGAAGAACUUCCUGACAGUAAGAGCUGUUCGACAGUGGAAUUUGCUGCCAAGGAGUGUGGUGGAGUCUCCUUCUUUGGAGGUCUUUAAGCAGAGGCUUGACAACCAUAUGUCAGGAGUGCUCUGAUGGUGUUUCCUGCUUGGCAGGGGGUUGGACUCGAUGGCUCUUGUGGUCUCUUCCAACUCUAUGAUUCUAUGAUUCUAUGAUUCUAAGAGUCGCAUCAAUUGCUGCAUCCACUUUUACCUCUAACCCCACCCACCACUGGCAUGUUUCCCCUGGAAGGUGGUACAUGAGAGAAUGUGGCCUUUGGACUGAAAAAGAGUUACCUGCCACUGAGUUCUCGUGCUCACCAGAGAAGUGUCCUUGUUCAUUUCCAGCAGGUGUGUGGCAACUAUGUGGUGGGAUGUAACAACAACAACAACUUUAUUAUUCAUACAACAGCAGCAGCAGCAACAACAACAACAACAACAACUUUAUUAUUCAUACCCUGCCCAUCUGGCUGGGUCUCCCCAGCUACUCUGGGUGGCUUUCAGCAUAUCUAAAAACACAAAACAUCAAGCAUUAAAAACCUUGAUGCGAGAGGAAUCCUACCUGAGACCUUGUUUUAGAUUGGAUAUAGUCAAUAUGGUGCCCUCCAGAAUUUGUGAAUUGCAACUCCCAUCAGCCCCAGAAGGCAGGGCCAAUGGUCAAGGAUGAUGGGGUUUGUAAACCAAAACAACUGGAGGGCAGCACGUGGCCCUUCCCUGCUCUAGGGCUUGCUGUGAGAAGUGUCACUCCCUCAUGUCAACUUUUGUACUUGUCUCUGGCUGAUGUGUCUCCAAACAUUGCAAGUUCUAAUUCUUACCCCAUCCAUUUCUAGGAUGCAAUCAAUGUUUAGUCAGUAGAUGCUUUUCCUGUCUCCAUUGCCACGGCAAAAAGCUGCGUAGCUUGCCUCCUCCCUUUUGUAAUUGAAGAGGAGGAAGAGGGGGAAAAACAAAAAACAAACCUGCCUUGGUGGAAUGUAGGGCUAUACUUGGCAUCUUUGCUGUGGGUGUGAAAACCUGCAUUCCAGGAAGGUUAAGUCAGAGGGAUCAGUUUAGAGAACCAAGUAGGAACACAACCAAGGGAGGCCUAUUAAAAUAUCAAGGCAGAGAUUGAGCCAUACUAAGGGAAGAUUGCUUUUCUAAGCAAUUAUGGCGCUCUUCAAGUUGUAAACGACUUGUGAAGGGCAUAUCUACAACACUUAAAGUGUUAUAACUAAGUAGCUUCUAACUGUAUUAAAAAUCCAGUUGCACUAAAUGAUUAUGCAGGUAAUCCACUCUUUCAGUAAAAUAAUUCCUGUUAGUUUUAAAGCAGAUGUAGGGAACCUGAGGCUCUCCAGAUAUCGUUGGAUUCUAGCUCCAGCCAGAAUGGUCAAUGUUGAGGGAUGAUGGGAGUUCUGGUUCAGCCGGAACUGGAAGGUCACACGUUCCCCACCCCUGUUUUAAAGGUGCAAAUGGAUGGUUUUUUAAUUGAAAAAAGUAUUUUGGAGUAAGCCUGGAAAUCUUAAAACAAGCAUGCAUCAGCUGGGAUUACAAAUGUAGUUAACAAGAAAGUACCUAAAUAAAUGGAGAUUGUGUGGCUUGAUCUGGGUCAUACACAGCCAUGGAUUUCCCCACGGAGCAAGACAACCUCUCAUCUAGCUCGAAAUAUGUGGCAAGAACCACAGAAAUGUCAAAAAUGUUUCGGCGAUGUUAAUUAUCCUUUGUUUGGAUGUAUCAAGAGCAGAGUCGAUUUGGAUUCCCUUGUUAAUUUCUUCUUAUCAGUUAGAUUCCCAAGUUGUAGGCCGUCCUUCCUAUUUCCUCAUUAUUCAAUGGGCAUUUUAAUGUUUCUAUAAGUGACCCCUAAACUGAAAAAAGAAGAUAAGCUGAAGAUUCCACAGCCAAGUUCAACUCCAAACUUGCAUUUACAAUUGGUUUUGACCUCACUCUGCCAUGAAGUGUGUAAGCUUCAUGCUAAUCCUAUCUAGAUCACCCAAUACCCAAGUUGGCAAGAGCUGAUGGGAGUUGUGGUCCAAAACAUCUGAAGGGCACCAGGUUGGAUAAAGCUGCUCCAGAUCAGGGGUCGGCACCCUUCUUCAGCCGUGGGCCGGUCCACUGUCUCUCAGAUCAUGUGGUGUGCCAGACUAUAUUUUGAAGAAAAAACAUGAAUGAAUUCCUAUGCCCCACAAAUAACCCAGAGAUGCAUUUUAAAUAAAAGGGCACAUUCUACUCAUGUAAAAACAUGCUGAUUCCCGGACCGUCCGCGGGCCGGAUUGAGAAGGCAGUUGGGCCGCAUCUGGCCCCCGGGCCUUAGGUUGCCUACCCCUGAUCUGGAUGGUGUGAUUGGUCUGUAUGGAGCCUACUACUAGCAAAUCAGAGGUUAAACUAACCCCUUUCCAGGCCCAGGAGGAGCUGGAAAGAACUACCUUUGGCCCCAAGGCCUGAGGUUUCCCAACCCUGUCCUAAGUCUUCCAAAAAAUUGGGCUGGCAAAGCCGUAACUGGGCAUAACCCUGAUCUGUACCACUUUAGUUUACACGUCCAGUUACUUUCUACAGAUUGCGCUGUCAGAACCUUGAGGGAAUUUGGUAGCCUUCCCCAAGUGGCGGUUACAGUUCAGUUGAAGUUAUUUGGGAAACUGCUUCUUCUCAUUGUUUCCACAUCUUGUUUACAACAGCUGGGAAUACUAUGUGCACGAUGCCCCUCGGAUCGUCUUGGACAAGCUGGAGAAGCGUGGUUAUCGUGUGAUCAGCAUGACGGGAGUGGGCCAGACACUGGUGUGGUGCCUCCACAAAGAAAGUACAGAGAACUCUGAUUUUCUCUCUGCUCAAGAUAUUGCUGUAAAUCGCCCAGCAUAGUCCUGCCUUCGUUUUCCAGCGUGUUACUUGUUUUAAGGCAUUAUGAAACAUAGGUACCACUACCACAAGCGCAUCAUAGGAAGGUGGCCCAGUUAGGGCUGGCGUUGGCCUGAAGAGAUCAAUCCUUUUUGAGCAUUAAUUGGAAUGCCAGUCCAGAACUGCCAAUAUAGCAGCAUUAUCCUCAUUUGUUCCUUUUGAAUGAUGAAAAGCUGGCAUUAAAGUAACUCUCUCAGGCUAGAGUGGCUGAGGGGAGAAAAGGCCAAGCUUAUAAGUUUGUUACUUUGCUGAGAAAGGGGUGGGUGCUGCUGCAGAACAAGUUGAUCACCAGUAAGCACAGCAUAUCUCCAAGCUGAAAAUAAUCUAGGGUGAACUCAAGUUAACGAGUAUGAAUAGAAUCCUGAAUGUGGUUUUUUUAGUUACCCCUUCUAUAUGCAAACUGGAAAAUGGAGGCGAAAGGUCCUGUAAAUAUUUGAACAUCAGUUUUGUAAUUGUACCAGUCCAUUCAUUGCUGGGAUUAUUUGGAACUGUGUUUAUGCAGUUAGCCAUUCUUAAAAUAGCUGGCAAAAUAAAAUAAUUUAACAAACAGA
Messenger RNA from Podarcis lilfordi (Lilford's wall lizard), 20214 nucleotides. The record is from the annotation of a GenBank genome assembly. NCBI's taxonomy places the organism in Eukaryota, Metazoa, Chordata, Lepidosauria, Squamata, Lacertidae.